Molecule: messenger RNA, 1327 nt
Organism: Paramecium sonneborni
Lineage: Eukaryota; Ciliophora; Oligohymenophorea; Peniculida; Parameciidae
Source: the annotation of a GenBank genome assembly
AUGAAGAGAGAAAAGUAAAAAAAAUUGAUCACUGAAGAGUUAACAUGGGAACAACAUGUUAUUUGUGGUAUAAUUUCCCUUAAUGAAAGGAAAUCAAUCAUAUGAAUCAGGUAGAAGUGAUGAAGCAUUGCUAGAAUAUGAUAAGGCUCUAAUCCUAAAUCCAAAUAAUUCAUUGAUCUAUCAUAAUAGAGGUUCAGCAAUUUUAGGAUAUUUUAACUAGGAAUUUUGUAUUACAACAUGGAGAAUAAUCAAUAGGCAUUACUUGAUUAUAAUAAAGCCAUUGAAUUAAAUCCAUUAGAUUAAAAAAUAUAUAAUAAUAGAGGUAAAUAUUAUUCAUUAUAGAAAGGGAUCUUAUAUUCAGAUAUAGGAAGACAAGAAGAUGCAUUAGAUGACUUUAAUAAAGCCAUUGAGUUAGACCCAAAUUUUUCAGAUGCCUAUCAUAACAGAGGUUAUUAAAAAUAUAAAUAUAUAUCAGCUAUGCUCUAUGUUGAUUUAGGAAGACAUCAGGAGGCUUUAAGUGAUUUUGACAAAGCUAUUGAAUUAAAAGCUUAAUCAAACUUAUAUAAAAAUAGAGGUUUCUUCAUCAUUAAUAUUUCAAGGAAUUCUAUUAUUUAAUUUAAAUCGAUUUGAUGAUGCUUUGAAAGAUUUUAAUGAAGCCAUUAGCCUUAAAAAAAGUGAUUCUACUUUAUACCUUAACUUAGGUUUGAAUUUAUUUUAAUUUUAUUAGCUAUUAGCUUAUAAUAAUUAAAUAGAUAUGAAGAAGCUUUAGUGUAAUUUAAUUAAUCAAUUAAAUUAAAUAGUAAAGAUUAAAAGGCUUAUAAAAGUAGAGGUAAAUUUGUAUUAACUAUUCAAAGGAAUACUUUAUUCAAAUUUAGAUGAAAUUCAAUUAGCAAUAUCUGAUCUUACUUAAGCAAUUUUACUGAAAUCAGACGAUUUUAAUGCUUAUUUCCAUAGAGGCAAUCUUUUUUUAUUUACAUAUUAGCAAAUCAGUAUUGGAAACAAAAUCAACUAAAUUUAGCUUUAUGUGAUUUUAAUAAAUCUAUUAGACUUAAUCCUAAAUAUUAAAAUGCAUAUGAUUGUAGAGGUAAUAAAGAUCUUUCCUUAAUAGGUAUCUUAUAUCUAGAAUUGGGUUAAACAAGCAAAGCUGAAUAAGACUUCAAUAAGUCGAUUGAAUUAAACUCAAAAAGUUCUAUUUCAUUCAAUAAUAUGGGUUAACAAUAUAUCUAAUAUUUAGGAAACUACUUAGUAAACUAAGAAAAUUAUUAAGAAGCAUUAAAAUAUUAUUAAUAAGCAAUAUAACUUGAUCCAAAAAAUUCUCUUUAUUUGA